AUGACAUCCUCAGGUUUCUUUCACCUAAGAGUUCCUGAGUCUUCUGCAGUGGGAUCUGCUGUCGGUAGAAUCAAAGCACAUGACUUGGACAUCGGGAAAAAUGCCGAAGUAGAGUACACAAUUGUGCCAGGUGAUGGAGGAGCCAUGUUUGACAUCACCACCAAUGAACACAACCAAGAGGGGAUCAUCAUUCUCAAAAGGCCCCUGGACUAUGAAAAUAAGAAGGCAUACACUUUUAAGGUAGAUGCCUCCAAUGCACAUCUGGAUCCACGAUUUCAAAGCUUUGGGGCUUUCAAAGACACAGCAACAGUGAAGAUUAACGUUUUGGAUGUGGAUGAGCCUCCGGUGUUCAAUAAGCCCUCCUAUGUGAUGGAUGUGUAUGAGGACACACCCGCGGGCACCAUCAUUGGAGCAGUGACGGCACAGGAUUUAGAUGCCAGCAGCAGUCCAGUCAGGUAUUCCAUUGACUGGAAGAGUGACUUGGACAGCUACUUUGACAUUGAUCCAGUGGAGGGAACGAUUUCCACAAACGAACUCCUUGACAGAGAGAGCAUUGCCCAGCACAAUAUCUCCAUCGUGGCAACCAAACUUA
Messenger RNA from Micropterus salmoides (largemouth bass), 592 nucleotides. Its product is annotated as cadherin-12-like. The transcript has 4 exons. Gene Ontology annotation, molecular function: cadherin binding; calcium ion binding. The annotation marks the transcript as partial. The record is from RefSeq and is a predicted model, not a curated record. NCBI's taxonomy places the organism in Eukaryota, Metazoa, Chordata, Actinopteri, Centrarchiformes, Centrarchidae. Gene Ontology annotation, biological process: cell-cell junction assembly; adherens junction organization; calcium-dependent cell-cell adhesion. Gene Ontology annotation, cellular component: membrane; catenin complex; adherens junction.